AUGGUCGGUAUCAAUCCGGCUGACAGGGACGCUGACGGUGUCAGCUCAGAAGUUCCCAUUCAGCAAUCUAAUCGGGGCGAACUUGGCUCUUCCCUUGAGGCUUCUUCAUCAACACCCUCCACACACAGCCCGCCAGCAUUAGUAUCAACCCCGUCCAGGAAUUCAACAGCCAGAUUUCGCGACCCUAGCUGGAUGUAUCACCCUACUGGUCAACGUUUCGUUGAGCAGGAGGAGUCGCCUGUGAGAAGCUGGCAUAUGCACUCCGUGCAGAUGAAUGAAGCUCGGCUCCGCGCGAAACACACUUCUUCCCCUCCACCAACCUCCCGAAGUGCUUCCUCCUACCAAUCACCAAAACCUACUGCUGAAGACGAGAUGAAUCAGCGCAUGCGAUCGCUCAGCAUUAACCAGCGUCAGGCAAAUUUGACCAUAGACACCAUCGUCAUAGGCGGUUCUAUUGCUGGUCUCGCUACUGGGUACGCCCUGUCGCGAGUUGGCCAUCGCGUCCACGUGCUUGAAAAGGCACCAAGCAUUGAUCAACGCGGCAUCGGCAUCCGAAUUGCGCCGAAUUGCAGCAAACUCUUGGUCGAGUGGGGUUUGGGGGAGGAACUUUCCAGGCUUGCACAGAAAUGUCGGAAGAGUACCUUUCGUGACAUGAACACCUCCGAAGUCGUGGGCAUCGUAGAAUGGGCAGAGGACAUCAUCCAGGAGGCUGGUGGGGAAUUCUUCCUGAUAUUGUACAGUGACUUGAGACAGCUUCUGUACGAUCUCGCCGUAUCAAACGGAGUGCAAGUGUCAUUGGGCGCGAAAGUGCAGUCGGUAUCAGCUGAUGACACGAAGGAUCAGCCGACCGUGACGUUAGAGGACGGAACAAUACUCUCCGCAGACCUCAUUGUCGGAGCGGAUGGUCAGAAUAGCACGGUUAGAGAAGCCAUCUCCGGAGUGGAGCCUCCAGCGACGGAUAGCUAUGACAGCUACUAUUCUGUUGUGAUCCCAGGAGACCGUAUGAGAGAGGACCCAGAACUCGCUGAAUUCCCAGAUUUAGAAGAGUGGCCCAUGUGGAUGGGUGACAUGAGGGUUGCAUUGGCAUUUGGAACUCGUGGCGGAGACAAAUACUGCAUACAUCUGUACUGGCCGAAUAAGGCAACGACAUACGAUGGACCUGAUGACGAGGGAUGGGAGACAUUCUGUUCACCAGACGUACUGGACCUUUCGAAUUGUGAUCCUCGACUUCAGAAACUUUACAAGAUGGCCGAGUAUUGCAUACGAACUAAAUAUGUUGUCCGACCGCCACCGGACGAAUGGGUACAUGAGAGUGGGAGAAUGGUCUUGCUUGGCGAGGCCGCGCAUCCGCUACUGCCGUGUAGUACUCAGGGCGCUGGAAUGGCCAUUGAGGAUGCGGCGGCCUUGGGUUCAUUGAUGUCUCGUUUGCGCACCUGGGACCAACUACCGAUGCUUUUGAACGCUUUCCAAGAUCUGCGACGAGACCGGUGCAUGGAUGUCGGCCUUACGGAGCUAAACAACGCGACUUUGGUGACGCUUCCACCAGGUCCAACGAGAGACGGUCGAAAUGCUGGCUUCAGGCAGGCCUUGGCGCUACUGCAAAAAGCUGAGGAGAACGGCGAACGAUGGUCGGACGCCCAGUUGAGGGAUCAAUGGGACGAGAUUGGCUAUGUGUUUGCUUAUAAUGCGCGGGAUGCCGCAGAGGAUUGGUGGGUAGAGUGGGGCGCGUUGGGAGAGGGCAGCAAGGCUAUGAUGAUGCACGACCCGCUGAAUCUCUCGUUUUCGAUAAUGACGGAGACUUCAUCAGCGGAGCCUUUGGCAACCCAGAUCAUGGCCAUGGGUUAG
Messenger RNA from Pleurotus ostreatus (oyster mushroom), 1845 nucleotides. RefSeq lists its product as uncharacterized. Bases 1 to 1845 code for a protein of 614 amino acids. The transcript has 11 exons. The record is from RefSeq and is a predicted model, not a curated record. Gene Ontology annotation, molecular function: monooxygenase activity; FAD binding. NCBI's taxonomy places the organism in Eukaryota, Fungi, Basidiomycota, Agaricomycetes, Agaricales, Pleurotaceae. Gene Ontology annotation, biological process: secondary metabolite biosynthetic process.